AUGGCGACGACCUUCUUGCGGAACCUGUUUUCGCAGGCUUCGCCGCUGCUACGGCGGCCGCUGAUGCCGUCUUCCUCUUCUAUUGUGCCUCAACUUUCUGUCCGGUCGUUCUCCAGCACUCCGGCGCAGAAUGCUACUCUUAACCAGGUCUUGAGGGGCUGCCGCAAACCCCAACGCGCCCGCCACGCCGUCUCCCCGGCUCUCUCGUCCAUCAAGUCCCCCGCGCUCAAGGGUGUGUGCGUCAAGGUCGGCAUCACGCGUCCCAAGAAGCCCAACUCGGGCGAGCGCAAGACCGCCCGUGUCCGUCUUUCCACCGGCAAGGUCAUCACGGCCUACAUCCCCGGCGAGGGCCACAACAUCUCACAGCACAGUGUGGUGCUCGUCCGUGGCGGCAGAGCCCAGGAUUGUCCUGGUGUGAGGUAUCAUCUUGUUAGAGGCGCGCUGGAUUUGGCCGGUGUUCCUGCUCGUAUGACUUCUCGUAGUAAAUACGGCACCAAGAAGCCCAAGAAGGCCGCUGUUGGUUAA
Sordaria macrospora k-hell is the source of this 525-nucleotide messenger RNA. RefSeq names its product mitochondrial 37S ribosomal protein uS12m. The record is from RefSeq and is a predicted model, not a curated record. Gene Ontology annotation, molecular function: structural constituent of ribosome. NCBI's taxonomy places the organism in Eukaryota, Fungi, Ascomycota, Sordariomycetes, Sordariales, Sordariaceae. Gene Ontology annotation, biological process: translation. Gene Ontology annotation, cellular component: ribosome; small ribosomal subunit.